Hydra vulgaris (swiftwater hydra) is the source of this 1432-nucleotide messenger RNA. RefSeq lists its product as uncharacterized. The record is from RefSeq and is a predicted model, not a curated record. Lineage: Eukaryota; Metazoa; Cnidaria; Hydrozoa; Anthoathecata; Hydridae.
AGAUUACAUUAAUGGUAGACCUUUAGCCAAUUUGUUGCCGAUAGCAAUUCUAUAAAUUUUUGAGUAGACGCUUUAUCGAUAAUUCUUUUAUAAUUAUAUAAGAUUUUUGAAUUGAUAAUUUUUGUGGAAUUUUGUAACAAAGAGAAGUAUAUUGGAAAGUGAUCUGAAAUAUCUGUUUUUAUUAUUUCUGAUUUUAGAGAAGAAUCUUGUAUUGAAUUUGUUAAUAUAUUAUCAAUAGCAGUAAUAGAUUUGAAAGUUGCCCUAGUGGGUUUGUUGAUAAUGGGGAAAAUAGUAAAAUAAGUUGAAACAUGUCGUCAAAAAUUGAAAAUGACAGGUGUUCAAAAAUCGCUCCUAGAGAAAGAACUAAUUGUGGCUAUCCUGGAAUAUCAGACUAUGAUUGUUUCAAACGUAAUUGUUGCUGGGAUAGUUCAAUUCCAAAUGUCGUUUGGUGCUUUUUUCCGACAAGUCGUAUUGAUAGCCGUAUUUAUGGAUUAUUUGAAGGGAAUGUUCUUAACAUUUCUCUUGAGUUGAGCGGAAGUGGUUAUAAUGUUACAAUAGAGUAUUUUUUCCCACCUUUUCUUACUUUUACCUCUGACAAUGUUCCACCUGGAUUUUUAAAAAUAAACUCGGAUCAGACUAAGUAUUCUUUUUCUGGAUAUUUUGACUCAAAUGUUGUUGUUAAAAGCAACAUUACAUUACUUCUAAAGAAAAUAAAAUGUCUAAGAGGUUUACCAAUUGAAAUCUCAGUGAAAUUAAGUUAUCAAAAUGAAAUGAACAAAAUCAAAGCUAAAGCAAUGGCAUAUCAAAAAAUUUUGCCUUGUCUGGAAAACUUUUCAAAAAUAUCAAAGGACAAGAACGCUUUAAAAGAAUAUUAUGGUCGUGGAAUACUUGUAAAUGCAGAUAAAUCAUACUUAUACAUAUGCAUGAAUCAAAACGUUGUGAGCUCUAAAGCAGCUUGUUAUUAUUCUAAUAUCACUGGUGACUUUAUGAUUGGUCUUGAUAUUCGUGUGGGAUGUGUGUUAGGACGUCAUUUAAUAACUAAAGAGCUUUAUGCGAUCCAUCGUAAUCAAAGGUUGUAUAUAUAUUUUAAUACAAUAUACAAAAAAUGGCUUGGACUGACAAAUCAACAAUUUAAUGAAAUUUCCCAAAAUCUUGAAAAUCAGUUGAUGAAAAAUUUUGAAGUGGAUGAAGAUCAGUUUUUUACUCUUGGUGUAAAUAAGUGGAUGGGUAACGCAGAGGGAUUGUUUUAUCGCAACGAUUCGUUUAGUUUUUGGACGCAAAGAGUCAAGUGGAAUCGUUAAAUAUUAUAAUUUUUAUUUUAAUUUAAAUUAUAUUUCCUCACAUUUUAACGUAUUUGUAUUUCAUUGAGUAGAGAAUGAAACUUGUAUUUCUUAUCAUAUAUAUUCUCUCUCUCUCUCUCUCUCUCUCUCUC